AUGACUUAUGCUACAAGACUUUUAACUCGAAAACAAACGCAAGGAAAUGAUAAACGAAAGAGUAAAAAGUCUUCAAGAAUUAGUUCUAAAAGAGAACAUACUCAAUAUAAAAAUAAUACUUCGAACAAAAGUCGUUCUUUACGGAGCGAUAUCAAUGAUUCAUUACAUUGCAAUAAAAAACGAGAAGAUAUUGGUUUCAGAAAAGUUAUGGUAGCUGAUAUUUUAGCCAUUAGAAGUAAUGAGGAUGAAGAAUACGCAUUAUUAGCUUAUAAAGAUUGGCAACCUGUACGAAACCUUCGAAAUGCCACUGCUCUUAUUGAAAAAUUUUGGCAAAACCAAGCUUCUCGUACCUGUCAAUUGGUUAAUGCAACGGAUUCAUCUUCAAAUAUCGUUAAUGCUGUUGUUGAUGAUAAUUUAAAAGUAGUUCAGGCUAAUAACGAUA
Racocetra fulgida is the source of this 442-nucleotide messenger RNA. The record is from the annotation of a GenBank genome assembly. NCBI's taxonomy places the organism in Eukaryota, Fungi, Glomeromycota, Glomeromycetes, Diversisporales, Gigasporaceae.